Molecule: messenger RNA, 462 nt
Organism: Coniophora puteana RWD-64-598 SS2
Lineage: Eukaryota; Fungi; Basidiomycota; Agaricomycetes; Boletales; Coniophoraceae
Exons: 1
Coding region: 1-462 (153 amino acids)
Source: RefSeq, a predicted model, not a curated record
AUGAUCCCCCACUUCCUCACCUCCUUCAUUGUUGCCUUCACUCUCUUCAUCUUCAUCACCGGUGUCACCCUUUUCACCGUAGUCAUCCCCCUCUUCAUUGCCGUCGUCGGCCUCGUCGUCGUGUUCGCCAUCCUCUGCCCUUUUAUAGCCCUCCCCGCCACUGUCAUCGCCCUCCCCACCGCUAUCAUUGCCCUCCCCACCGCUGCCAUUUCCAUCUUCCUCUCUGCCGUCCCCCUUUCCGUCGUUGCUGCCGUCGCAUUUUCCACCACUGUCAGCCUCGCUGCCACUGCCAUGGCUCGCGUCGUCGCUAUCUCCGGAGUCGCUCUCUCCUCCCUCGUCAUCAGAUUAGUCUUGAAGGUUAUGUUCCAUAUAAUCGGACGGCUAGGGCAUGGCGGUGUGGAGAUGAAGGAGAGCCAGCUCGUCCGAGUCGAUGGGACGCAGACCUCAAUAGGCGCCUCAUGA